AUGACUACCAACAUGACUACCACACCUCCCACCAUGCGUCAGCGCCUCGAGAGCCUUCCACAAGAGCUCUACGACCAAAUCUACAACCUCACCUUCACCGCCGAGCCUGGCGAGCGCAAGAUCCGCCAGAGUCAGAGACUUGGCUACCACGUCCUUUCCGGGCGGCAAAUAAAAACAGGAGGCGAGUCUGGCAGACCGUUCUGUGGUCAUGACAGCAUCAAGCUCUUCCUCAUCGACCGUGCUAGCAGCCGUCUGUUCGCAAAGUCUUACUACGGCGGCCGUGGGGCAGUCUUCACCCUCAACGGCAACUUCGAUUGCAGGAGAUGGCUGCAAGACCUCAGCCACGAGCAUCGGCAGAUGCCUCAGGACAUUCGAGUCGUCGUUUCGACCGUUGAACUGGCAAGGUCGGUCAGAAUGUAUCUGGAGUCCGUUUUCGGGAUGCGGAUUGCGAGCAAGCUGCGGGUUGGGUCCGCGAAGAAGGUUCUACGCGAUCUCGUGGAGUACAAGGACCAGGAGCUCGCAGGCUACUGGCCAGCGUAG
This is a messenger RNA of Fulvia fulva, 540 nucleotides long. RefSeq lists its product as uncharacterized. Lineage: Eukaryota; Fungi; Ascomycota; Dothideomycetes; Mycosphaerellales; Mycosphaerellaceae. The record is from RefSeq and is a predicted model, not a curated record. Bases 1 to 540 code for a protein of 179 amino acids. The transcript is spliced from 2 exons.